Maniola jurtina (meadow brown) is the source of this 1660-nucleotide messenger RNA. RefSeq lists its product as uncharacterized. The record is from RefSeq and is a predicted model, not a curated record. Bases 285 to 1124 code for a protein of 279 amino acids. The transcript is spliced from 3 exons. Lineage: Eukaryota; Metazoa; Arthropoda; Insecta; Lepidoptera; Nymphalidae. Gene Ontology annotation, cellular component: nucleus; transcription regulator complex. Gene Ontology annotation, biological process: regulation of transcription by RNA polymerase II.
CUUAUGAACGCCUUAUAAAAACUACUGAAAAUAAAGAGCCACGAAAAAACGAGAACGGCGCUCGUCCGAGGCGAAUCGAUACCCGGCCGCGUGGAAUUUGUAAAAGUAGCCCGCGGCCGGACGGAGCGUCUGUGCUCUUGCUCGCUCGCGUGCGUGCGUGACUGCGGGCGGGAGCGAGCGGGACGGGCGCGUUUGCGCGCUCGCUUCCCAGUGCGCGUGUGUGUCUGCCGCCAUGCGCGCCGCCGUGUCUGCGCCGCGCGCUCGCGGCGAGGGGACGUGCGGACAUGAAGCGCGCCCGCGAGAGCGACGGCAGCGAGGGGGAGGGCAAGGCGGAGGCGAAGGCGGAGGUGGGGCGCAUGGUGGACUCGUCGCAGGCGGACGACCGGCGCCUCAUCCGCCUGGUGCGCGCGCGGCGCCUGCUGUACGCGCGCAACAACAUGCCCGUGGCCAGCUACUACACGCAGGUCAAGAACCUGUGGGACGACGUCGCCAUGCACAUGGGCUGGAGCGUGGCGGACGUGCGGCGCAAGUGGUCGCACAUCCGCAACUCGUACUCGCGGCACCUGCGCAACGAGAUGCACGGCGCGUGCACGACGCGCGGCCGCAUGGUGUCGCGCUGGUACCUCGCCGACGAGCUGGAGUUCCUGCGCGAGCACAUGGCCACCGACAUGCGGCCGACGUCGUACUCGUCGCUGGCGCCCACCAUGGUGGAGAUGGACAUGACGGAGCCCAUGGCGGAGGCGGUGGACGUGAAGCCGUUCCUGCAGAGCCCGUGGUUCGCGCUCAGCGCGCCGCCGUCGCCCGCGCGCGAGCCGCGGCCCUCGCCGCUGCUGGACGACAGCUGCAGCUCCACGGCCUUCGCGCCCGACGAGAACACCUCGUUCUUCCAGUUCUUCCGCGGCAUCCACAACGACUUCCUGGAGCUGCCGGCGCGCAAGCAGCGCCUGUUCAAGCGCAAGUGCCUGGGCCUGCUGCACGAGCUGCUGGACGAGGAGGAGCGCGCCGCCGACGGCCCGCAGCACGGCGUGCUCAACCUGUCCAACUCGUGCCACGCCAGCGACGACGAGCGCGACCACAAGCCCAACGUCGACGACUGCUACAUCCUUCCCAACACUAAUACUUAACUCAUUCUUCGUUUUUGUUUAUUUAUAUAAAUUCUUUGUAAUAAUUGGAUUAAAUGGUUCUACAGAAAGUGUUCUCAAAGUUUGUUCCAACACUUUCCAAUUUUGAGAAUACUUUCUAGAAUCUUAAUGAAAUUAUUUUGAUUGAAAUGAAAGGAACUUUAAGUAAGAUACUCGUAAGUACAAUAAUUUUAUUUAAUUACAUUAUGAUGUCUUAGUAAAGUCAAAUUCCAACAACUAAGAUUCAACAAAAACUAUUUUCUAGUAAUUAAUAUUAAGUUGGUACUUAUAAUAUUUUCCCUGUGGGAGGAUUACGUCCUUCUGCGUUGUUAUAAGAAGUUAUUGAUGUUGUAACUUGUACCUAGCAGGACAGAUACAACUUUACCGAAUUCAAUCCUACCGUUAGAGACAAGCGCAAGUUCCUAAAAUAGGUAUAAUGUAACUCUACUGUAGAGACUAGAAGGUGAGGAGACAGAUAUAAGACUAGGUAACUAGAAAAUAUGUUUAAGAGAAAAGAAUUAAAUUAUUUUUAGAAUUUU